AUGUGUGUAUAUAUAUAUGAUGUAAGGUUGAACCUAAAUCAACACAAUAUUCUACAGAGGCCAAACCGCAGUUUCUCUUAACGCUCUUCCCGACAAAAUUAAUCAUAUCUUUAACGUGACGAGAUAGAAAAUCUAAAGAAAGCGAAACACAUUAAGAGGGAAGAAAAGAACGAAGAAGCUCUCGUGAACUUCCCUCCUCGACUACUUUUCUCUCGAACACAUUACAGUAAAGAGAUCGGAUCGUAGUUUCCGCUUCUGGAUUCCUGAUUCGUGUGGUGUGGUCAACACCGUGUUCCUGACUGCCACGUGUUAGAUUUGGAUUUAUUGAGAAAUAAGAAAGAUUUGCAAAAUAGAUGGGGUGUCUCCGGCGACCGCAAGAGAGUAUAGCCGAGGAAGACGAUACAAACGACGACGUUUCAAUGAGAAGAGGUAGAUUCAGCUUGGCCGAGUCGUUCCGGUGGCUUGAUUCCCCCGAGCAUCUGAAAAAUGAUUCCGAUUGCCCUAACGAACACCCUUGGAUCAUUAAUCCCUCAAACAGGUGGUACAAGGCAUGGGAGUUAUUCAUAUUGUUAUGGGCAAUAUAUUCGUCUUUGUUCACUCCCAUGGAGUUUGGUUUCUUCCGCGGUUUACCCGAAAACCUCUUCGUACUCGACAUUAUUGGUCAGAUUGCAUUUUUGGUCGAUAUUGUUAUACAGUUUUUCGUUGCCUUCCAAGAUAAACAUACCUACCGGACUGACGACAAACCAACACAUAUUGCUCUCCGGUACAUGAAAUCGCAUUUUUUCUUGGAUUUGGUCAGUUGCUUCCCAUGGGAUCUCAUCUAUAAGGCGUCAGGGAAAAACGAGGUGGUGAGGUACAUAUUGUGGAUAAGGCUGUUUCGUGUGCGCAAAGUGAUAGAGUUCUUCCAAAGGCUUGAGAAAGACACGAGAAUCAACUAUCUGUUCACCAGAAUCUUGAAGCUCAUUUUUGUUGAGGUUUAUUGUACUCACACUGCUGCAUGCAUCUUCUAUUACUUGGCCACCACUCUUCCUGCCGAGAACGAAGGUUACACUUGGAUCGGUAGCCUGAAGUUAGGAGACUAUAGCUACGAGAAUUUCCGAAAGAUCGACAUUUGGAAACGUUAUACCACAUCUCUCUACUUCGCCAUUGUCACUAUGGCUACUGUCGGUUAUGGAGACAUACACGCGGUAAAUUUAAGGGAAAUGAUAUUCGUAAUGAUAUAUGUUUCACUCGAUAUGGUUCUGGGUGCGUACCUUAUUGGUAACAUCACUGCCUUGAUAGUGAAAGGAUCAAACACAGAGAGAUUUAGAGAUAAAAUGAAUGAUCUGGCAAGUUUCAUGAACCGAAAAAAACUACGGGGAGACAUUCGAAGCCAGAUAACUCAUCACGUUAGAUUGCAAUACGACAGUAAAUUCACCAACACUGUCAUGCUUCAAGACAUCCCAGCCUCUAUCCGCGCCAAGAUUGCCCAAUUAUUAUACACGCCUUACAUUGAGAAAAUCCCUCUGUUCAAGGGCUGUUCAUCAGAGUUUAUUAACCAGAUAGUUAUAAGGCUCCACGAAGAGUAUUUUUUUCCGGGAGAAGUAAUCACAGAGCAAGGAAACGUUGUUGAUCAUUUGUAUUUCGUCUGUGAAGGCUCACUGGAGGCUCUUGCUACAAAAACAGAUGGAACAGAAGAGCUUGUGGCGUUGCUUGAGCCUCACACUUCUUUUGGUGAUAUCUCCAUCAUUUGCAACAUCUCUCAACCUUUCACUGUUAGAGUUCGUUCAUUAUGCCAUCUUUUACGCCUGGAUAAACAGUCUUUCUCCAACAUCCUCGAGAUUUAUUUUCAUGAUGGACGCAAAAUUCUAAACAAUCUUAUGGAGGGUAAGGAAUCAAAUGAGAGGAUAAAGGAGCUAGAACCUGAUGUUAUGAUUCACAUUGGGAAACAAGAAGCAGAACUUGCACUGAAGGUAAACAGUGCAGCUUUCCAAGGAGAUAUCUACCAGCUUAAAAGAUUAGUCCGCUCUGGAGCCGAUCCUAACAAAACAGAUUACGAUGGAAGAGCACCGCUUCAUCUUGCAGCGUCUAGGGGAUACGAAGACAUUACAUUGUUUCUUAUUCAAGAAGGCGUCGAUAUAAAUCAAAAAGAUAAAUUUGGGAAUACACCAUUGUUAGAGGCUGUAAAAGCAGGGCAAGACAGAGUGAUCCAUGUGCUUGUCAAAGAAGGAGCUUCCUUUGAUUUAGAAGAUGCUGGAAACUUUCUUUGCACGGUCGUUCUGAAAGGCGACUCUGAUUUUCUUAGGAGAUUGCUCUCAAGCGGUAUGGACCCAAACACCGAAGAUUAUGAUCAUAGAACACCACUUCAUGUCGCUGCUUCUGAAGGAUUAUUCUUGAUGGCUAAGAUGCUUGUUGAAGCUGGAGCUAGAGUUGUCGCUAAAGACAGGUGGGGAAACUCUCCUCUUGAUGAAGCUCGAAUAUGUGGAAACAAGAAAUUGAUUAAGUUACUUGAAAACGCGAGAACAGCUCAGCCUUCUAUAUGCCCGUCAAGCUCUCAUGAACUACAAGAUGAGAAAUUUAAGAGACGGAAAUGCACAGUGUUUCCAUUCCACCCACACGAGGAGCCUAAUAGAAAGCAUGGAGUCAUGGUGUGGCUUCCGCGUGAUCUACAGAAACUUGUGGAAACAGCUGCGCAAGAGCUCAGGCUAUCUAAUGAAGCCUCCUUUGUAAUAUUGUCAGAGGAAGGAGGUCGAAUCACAGACGUUGAUAUGAUCAGUGAUGGACAGAAACUGUAUUUGAUCAGUGAUAGUACUGAUCAAUCAGCGUGAUCGAACCGACUCAUUAUCAUUGAUUUUUUCGAUCAUUCCCAUACAAUUCCAUUUGAGGUUAUAUUGUUCUUAUAGAGCAUUUGAGGAUGUAUAUUGCAUUUUAUAGAGCACUUUUUCCGCUGUUCAUAACACAUAAUUGGUCAUCUUCAUUUCCUAUGUAUCCUAAAACAUCAAAAUGGCUUCUUGAGAUAAUGCCCAUUAUUAGAGGAUGAACUUUUAACU
Messenger RNA from Raphanus sativus (radish), 3029 nucleotides. Its product is annotated as potassium channel GORK. The coding region runs from base 354 to 2807 and encodes 817 amino acids. Gene Ontology annotation, biological process: potassium ion transport; transmembrane transport. The record is from RefSeq and is a predicted model, not a curated record. The transcript is spliced from 12 exons. Gene Ontology annotation, molecular function: protein binding; voltage-gated potassium channel activity. Lineage: Eukaryota; Viridiplantae; Streptophyta; Magnoliopsida; Brassicales; Brassicaceae. Gene Ontology annotation, cellular component: membrane.